AUGGCCCAGGCCCAUAGCGUCACUCCGCAAAGUCGGCCGCCGAAAAGUCGCUCCGUGUCCGCUAAACGCCAGCAAGGGACAAGUUCGCGCGUAACCCGGAGCCGCAGUCGAGAGCUUGGAGAGAGUCCGGCACCUUUGAGCUUCAAGGUUCCUUCAGUGCCACAAAGGAGUGACGAUGCCAGGAGGAAAUCUGUGCCACGAACUCCAAGAACCUCUGAUGUUUCAUCAAGGGGAAAUGGCCUUUCGACCAUCAAGGAGCACCGUACCAACGAUACAAGGCAUGGUCUAGAGUUCUCUCCCGGGCACCAGUCCAAUAUCAGUCAAACAUAUGUUGCCGAAUCACAGGCAGAUCAUGGCAACAUUUCAGGGACCACGAUGCUUCAAAUUGAUGACUCGGAGCAGGAGUCUGACGAACUCGACCCACAUCUAAUACUAGAUACCCUUCCCGACUUACUUAAUGCAUCCAACAAAGCUCUGGACCUUCUGGCGCCACCAGGGAUUUCUUAUACCAAAAUAUCCAAACAUUUUCAAACACCCAAGUUUGCCGCCAGGCUCAAUAGGAUCAGAGAGACCUUUCAAACACAAAAGAAGUGCAUUGGGAAAGCCAAUUUUAUUCCCGUCGAACGUUCUGCCGUUGCGUUAUCUUCCAUCAAACAACUAAAUUGGAAAUCACAGGGACUAUAUCAAAAAGCUAAUCUGGCACAGCUAGCUCUGGACCUGAUAAACCCUCACCCAACCACAUCGACAGCAGUCGCCGACGACAACUUCCCAGUUGCAUUCGUGGACUCGUUUCCAUCUGGAUUAGCUGGGCCUUCUGGGGAGGAGGAUUGCAGAAGAGAAAUAGUCCAGCUAGGGUUGGAGCUACGAACUCAACGUUUCAUUGCGAACCUUCAGUCGGACACGGGAAGCCAAAGUUCCGGGCCUGAAGAAUUGCUAGAAGAUGUGUUUUACAAUCCUUCUCUCGGCGAGUACGAUGCCGGACUGAAGGGCUGGACGAUGAAUGGCCUUGAGAACGAUGAGGACCAAUUGCCUGAAGAAUUUCAUGGCAUAGUUCAGGAAAGGAUAUUGUUAAUCCGUAGAUUGCUAUCGAGGAAGGGAGGCCUGGAGGCAGAGUUCCCAUGGUCAGGUUUUGUCAUCGAUAUUGCAAAUUGGAUUCGACGACGGGCGGAUGACAUUGACCAGCAGCUUAGCUCACAAAGGCCUGUUGAAGAAGCCGUCAAGAUUCUACAGGCUGAGCUGGACAAACGGUCCAGUUUUGGGCCGGGAAAUCCGUUGGAAACUACCUCAGAUCCUAUCCUAGAUGAGGUUGAGUCUCCGGUAGAGAGGAAUACCACACCAGAGAGACCAGUGGAAUGUGAUGAUAGGGAAAUUGAGGAAUCUGAAGCGGCCGCUAGCCCAACCGCUCGUCCGCAUCGCCGGUUCCGAGGAAAGGGUGCACUUCAGCGAGUGCUUGCGGUUGGUCCAGUGGAAGAGAUUCCUCCGAUUCUCGCACAACCAACUGCUGUGGAGGUAAACGAAGAGCCUCAGGCGGCUGAAAACCCAGUACCCCGCCCGCGUCGUCGGUUUCAAGGGAAGGGUGCGCUCCGGCGUGUCCUUGCGAUUGGGCCCUCGAAUGAAGCUCCCUCUACUUUACCUCCUGCUACGAAGAAUGGUACCAUACCACCACCAGGCCAAGACAAGGAGACACCAGCGGCUGUGUUAGGCCCGCGCAUAAAUUCUGAGGAACCAUCCGCGUCCCUCCUACAAAAUUCACCGCCCCGGCCUACCCCAAGAAUAGGCAUCCAAGAAUCGCCACAAAAGAACGGGCUAAGUAACAGGCACGAAGAAGAGUUACCUCCUCUUUCAUCAGCAGAGAUAUGGAGGCUUUCGGAAGAAGGAAAGAAGACCCUAAAAAUAAAGCAAGAAAACAGACCUCGUGGAGCAUUCAUAGACCGACAAGCUGAUGCACGCAGGGUUUCGCCCAUUAGCUUCACCCCUAGCCCGCGCUCUAAUGGGCCCCCUGCACGAAGCCCGCAGAAACGCUCUGCAGCCGAAGCUUUAGAUCCUCACGAUGAUGAAUCUGAGGAUGAUGAUGAUGAUGACGAUGAUGAUGAAUUCGAAACUGAUAAUCGCCCGCCGAAGAAACGGCGUGUAGCUAACACACCAGCUCCUCCUCGGCCUACCCCAGCUUCAGGCCCUCGCAUAGCUUCAACAAGUAAUAGCAGACAGGCCUCUAUCAGCAACAACUCAGCUACUGGCACUGCUCCUCCACCACAGCGGUUUGAACAGGUAGCUGUAGAGACACAACCUGUAUUGAAUUGGGCCCCACGUAGAGCUUGGUCACUUGAAGAAGAAGCCUGUCUGAGAGAACUGAUCGAUGAGUGUGGCGGGCCCGCCUGGUCAGAGAUAAAGAAGCGAGACUCCAUGGCAGGGAAUAUACUAUUCAAGCGCACUCAAGUACAGAUCAAGGACAAAGGCGGUCAGAUGCAUUAUGAUGAUUUGAUGUGA
Microsporum canis CBS 113480 is the source of this 2487-nucleotide messenger RNA. RefSeq lists its product as hypothetical. Gene Ontology annotation, biological process: telomere maintenance via telomere lengthening. Lineage: Eukaryota; Fungi; Ascomycota; Eurotiomycetes; Onygenales; Arthrodermataceae. The transcript is spliced from 2 exons. The record is from RefSeq and is a predicted model, not a curated record. Bases 1 to 2487 code for a protein of 828 amino acids. Gene Ontology annotation, molecular function: double-stranded telomeric DNA binding.